Platichthys flesus (European flounder) is the source of this 3419-nucleotide messenger RNA. RefSeq names its product DBF4B-CDC7 kinase regulatory subunit (gene dbf4b). Gene Ontology annotation, biological process: regulation of cell cycle phase transition; positive regulation of nuclear cell cycle DNA replication. Gene Ontology annotation, molecular function: zinc ion binding; nucleic acid binding; protein serine/threonine kinase activator activity. The transcript has 12 exons. Gene Ontology annotation, cellular component: Dbf4-dependent protein kinase complex; nucleus. Lineage: Eukaryota; Metazoa; Chordata; Actinopteri; Pleuronectiformes; Pleuronectidae. The record is from RefSeq and is a predicted model, not a curated record. Bases 180 to 2624 code for a protein of 814 amino acids.
CCGGAAGUGACCCGCACUCUACGUUGACGUCUACCGUGUUUUUAAAAAAGCGGCGGUUGCUCCUCCAGCUAUUCAUGGACCAUUUGCUACCGAUUCUCUGGCUCGGUUCCUCGGAAAAGUCACAAGACGGUCCUGGUGCUUUACAGUAAAGCUGUGAGCUCCUUCUCUGCCCCAGGAUCAUGCAGCAGUACGCAGAGGAGAGAGGCCUUCUGGGAAAACUGUGUCCUGGGGACAAGAAGCUGGAGGGGAAGAACUUCUAUUUGGACAAUUUGAAGAAACGCGCAACAGCUCUGCUUUUGGAGGCCAUAUCUCUUUUAGGAGGGAGUAUCGAGAGUUUUCUUCACAAGGAUGUGAGCUUUGUUGUGACUGGAAGCCAAGAGGGUCUGCAAGAGGAGAAGAGUGUGGUGACCAAGGGAUGGGAGAAGGGAACAAAUGAAGAGACCCAACAAAAACCCAAGAGUCAGAGUGUCCUCAUCAGCGAGAAGCAGCAACCAGUAACUCCUCGACCGAUGGCCUGUGGCAGCCGGGGGAAAGCUCUGCUUGAAAAGGCCAUUCGCAACAAUGAGCGACUGCAGAGGGACAGUGUUCUGGCCAGUGCACGAUCGUGGGGAGUGAAGAUUUUGUUUGUGGAUGAUGUGAUUCUGUACCUGAAACAACUGACACGAGAGAGUUUCGACGUGAGGCACAGGAAACCUGAGCGGACUUAUGCCAAACCACAAAGUUCUCCUGUUGUCAAAGCUGCAGCUUUAAGAACUCCAUACCUUAAAAUCGAAGACUCCAGCAGGAAAUACAAACCCCUGCAUAUGCAGUCUACCACCUUCCCAUCGCUUUGCUACUCGGGCCGAUUCAGUCCCUUUGAUAUUCCGCCUCCUCGGUUUGAAAAUCAGACAGAAGAAGGAGAAAGUAAAACAAGGGAGACAAAAAAAGUUGAAAGCAGCAUUCAGGACCAAUCCCAAACGCCGCUCCCCUGUAACCCUGCACCGUGGCGUCCGCGCAAAAAGGAAACGGCGUACUGCGAAAGCUGUCAUCAACCCUUCACCAAUCUGGAGGAGCACUUGCAGUCGGAUCAGCACCGUAUGUUUGUGCUGGAUCCCUCCAACUACACUGUGGUUGAUCAACUGGUGGCUGAGAUGCUUCCAGGAUUCAACCCUAGUCCACCUGAACAACCAGAAACAACAGAACCACCAAGUCUGCAGCUCAUCCAGGAUGUCUGCGAACUGGAGCCUCUCACUGAUGGCGAGGUGGAACGUGCCAUUCAGGCCCUGCGCAGAAAAAGUUCAUCAUCCAUAAUCCUCAUCUCCAGUUCUACCGAGGGUCCGCUUACCAUUGACCCUGGCCGACCAUCACUAGGAGUUCUGUUUCCCAUCGCAAGUCCAGCCACACCACCUGCUGACAUCCAGCCUUUCACUCCUACUGAGUGCCAGCACCCGGAUAUCCACCCCAGUACUUUGAGCCCCGCCAUGCCUCUAUUGGAUGUUAAACCACAAAACCACGCCUCACCCAGCCAGCAGCCAUCCUCUUGCCCUGAUACCCCUGAUACUCCAUCCGAUGACCCUUACUCUCUGCCCCCAGUCCUCAGCCCUCAAAUCCCUUCCUGCAUUAUGGAGCUGCACAGCCCGUACUCCGAGCCGCCUGUCCUCAGUCCUCAACAGUACAUUGAAGAGGAAACUCUGGAAGUCAGUGAAAGGGAUACUGCCGAGUGUUUGUUGGAGUCUGUUUCAGCUGUCACGGUUCCCAUCACCGUCUCCCUCUCUUCCACUGCAGCUGAGACAAAUGCAGAGGUGGAAGAUGGUUGUUUAGCAUUCAGUGGGAUCCUAUUUUCUGGCAGUGGUUUGGUGUGUGAUAAACUGGUGUCAUGUCAAUCCCAGUCAUUGCCUCGACAGUCAGCUACAGCUCAAAACCCCAAAAAACGCUGUCGAUCAGCCAACCCUGAAAGUAACCACAGCAAAAGGAGUAGGAUUACAGGGAAAUGUAACCGGACCGAACAAGGGUUUAUAUCUAUAAAACCAGAACGUGACAUUAUGGCAACGUGUGGGGGGUAUUCAGUAUUUGACAAGGCCUCUUGUCAGAUAACACAGUGUCCUCGACAGCAGGUCUCUUCCUCAUGCACGGGGGAAAAACUUGAUUUGACAACAAUUUGUGUUCCCACUGUGCAGAACUUUCCAUGGGAACCGGGUCAUAAUAACGCACAUGUAACAACUCCUUCAAAUACAAAGACUUUUGAGCCACAGCUUCAGCUCCCCUAUGAAAACUCUCACACUGUGUUUUCCAGACAAGACUCUCAGCGUUCAUUAUCCCACUCUACCUCGGUGUGCAUUGAGUCGGCCCUUAUCCCUGACUUGGCUGCGCUCUCUCCAUCGUCAUCUGACUCUGACUGGGAGUGUGACCUGCUGUCACGGCUGGGCCCGACCUCGGCGACACCUCUUUUGCCCUCUGAGCAGAGCUGUGGGGUUGACAUGGAGCUCCUCCAUAAGCCGUGCACGUGGAUGCAAGACACCAGCUACGAGUCACGUCUGCACACGGCCCUCCAGCCGGCAACCCCAACAACCUCACUGUGUGGGGAUGAAAUGGACCCAUCAGUGUUUUCCAGGACUGUGAUACAGAUUGUUCAAGUUCAGCACUGACUAUUAAUUUUGGGAUUGUUCCGGAAAACUAGAAGAACCACCACUGGGAGCAGCAAGUGUUGGACUCUGCAGCUGCUUAUUCCACCUCGAGGAACAAUGUGCAGCACUUAAGCCCUUCAAAAUAAACCAAUGACGUGUACAUUCAAUAAAUAUUUAAAAUUUAGUGCAAACUAAAAGGUAACACUCAACUGUUUUUAGGUCAUGCACAUUUGUAUUAUUGGUUGUAGUAAAUGCAUAGUGGAUGCUGCAUCCUCACAUGCAUUUAAAGAGCUUCCAUUAUCAUGCUUACGCUCAACCUGUAAUUCUCCUUGUGCACAGAGCACGAGCAAUUUCUGUAUAUUGUGCUGACUGCGGUGUUUCAGCAGCUAUGUCCGGGAACACGCGGCGGUACUGAGAAUUUAAUGAGGCUUUUCUGAAUGGGCGCAUUACUCAAUUACUGUAAGUGCUGCAUCUGGAUCAGAUCCAGAUUGCACCAGCUUAGAUGGUCAAACAGGCAAGAAGGGGCAGUGGUGGAGGGUAGGCCUCGCAGUAGGUGCAAGACAAACUGUCUAAUUAGCGUGAAACGACUUUUCAUCCCUUCUGAAGGUGGGCCAAAGAACCUGUUCCGCUGUAGUGCACUGCAGCUACAGGGGCUUUAUUAUCUUCACCUCUCGGUUUGUGUUAAAUUUCAGGUCCCGUUCAUUAAAGUCUCGCCACAGCUCAUCAUUGCAGACAAAACUCACAUCGAAUGUCACCAGGAAAUCUCACCCAGUUCUCGUGGGGAAAAUGUGAAGUGAAAUCUUAUGGUGUUUUUAA